Molecule: messenger RNA, 1296 nt
Organism: Brassica napus (rape)
Lineage: Eukaryota; Viridiplantae; Streptophyta; Magnoliopsida; Brassicales; Brassicaceae
Exons: 2
Coding region: 1-1296 (431 amino acids)
Molecular function (GO): nucleic acid binding; RNA-DNA hybrid ribonuclease activity
Source: RefSeq, a predicted model, not a curated record
AUGAAACUCAACUCGAAAAAAUGCACAUUCAGAGUUAUGUGCGAGUUUUUGGGCUACUACGUCACAAAAAGGGGAAUAGAGGCGAAUCCAAAGCAAAUCUCCCCAAUCCUGGAUCUACCCAGCCCAAAGAACAGCCUCGAUGUACAAAGAUUGACUGGUUUGAUUGCUGCUCUCAAUCGAUCCAUCUCACGCUCAACCGAUAAGUGCCUUCCUUUUUAUGACCUGUUGCGCGACAACAAGAAGUUCAUCUGGGAUGAGCGUUGCGAAGAAGCCUUUGAACAACUCAAACGCUACCUCAUGACGCCGCCCAUGUUAGCUAAACCCGAUAAAGGCGAUACAUUGUACCUUUACAUCACGGUCUCUGAUACAGCUGUGAGCAGUGUCCUUGUUAAAGAAGAUCGAGGCGAACAACGGCCUUCAUUUUAUAUCAGAAACUGCAUGACCGAAGCAGAAACACGUUACUCAACGCUCGAAAAAAUGGCACUUGCCAUCAUGACUUCAGCAAGAAAGCUCUGGCCAUACUUCCAGUCUCAUUUGAUCCUCAUCCUUACCAAUCUACCGCUACCAGCUGCAAAAUCGCAAGUGCUGGCCGACUUCCUGAUCGAACUAACACCAGAACUCGAGCAGGACCUAAAGCUACCGAGCGACAAUUGGAUUCUCCAUGUCGACGGCUCAUCCUCCGCCAGAGGAUCCGGAAUCGGUGUCCAUCUUCAAUCCCCAACCGGUGAACUUCUUCAGCAGUCUUUCCGACUUGGUUUCAAGGCAUCCAAUAACGAAGCUAAAUACGAGGCCCUCAUCGCUGGACUACGCCUAGCCCAGGCCGUCCAAGCGAAACGUAUUGAUGCCUAUUGGGACUCUCAAUUGGUCGCCAACCAGUUCAGCGGUGAUUACGAUGCGAAGAAUGAGCGAAUGGAUGCCUAUCUGAAGGUGGUGCAGGAUCUCGCCAAGGAGUUUGAUUCUUUCCAACUCACGAGAAUCCCUCGCGGCGAAAACGUUUGCGCAGACGCCCUAGCAGCACUCGGAAGCAAUCCGGGCGAUCAAGUCAAACGGACCAUCCCGGUCCAAAAUAUCGACAAGCCAAGCAUUAUCUUACCCCAAGAAGAGAGCGAACAUGUCGCAGCUAUCGACACAGCGGAUGAAAUGGAUGCAAGUAAUUCGACCGAUCGACCCGCAGAGAUGUCGACCGACUGGCGAGUCUCGCUUAUCCAAUACUUUUCCAGAGGCUCCUUACCGGAAGACAAGUGGGAAGCUCGUCGACUAAAAGCCAAGAGUUCAAACUACGUCCUCAUCGAUUGA